Messenger RNA from Cryptococcus amylolentus CBS 6039, 2159 nucleotides. RefSeq lists its product as hypothetical. The transcript is spliced from 5 exons. Gene Ontology annotation, molecular function: DNA-binding transcription factor activity; transcription cis-regulatory region binding. Gene Ontology annotation, biological process: positive regulation of transcription by RNA polymerase II. Bases 865 to 2028 code for a protein of 387 amino acids. Lineage: Eukaryota; Fungi; Basidiomycota; Tremellomycetes; Tremellales; Cryptococcaceae. Gene Ontology annotation, cellular component: nucleus. The record is from RefSeq and is a predicted model, not a curated record.
UGCGUGCGCUAUCCUUGCGCUAUCCUACAACUUAAAUUGUCUUUGUGCUCACCACGAGUCGCCAUUCGCAGCCUCCAGCCUGCCUCACUCAUUACGUCUCGUACAACCAAGACCUGGAGCCCGCUGCUCCUCAGGCUUCUCAGACUCCUACGUGUCUUUCAUUCGUUUCAGAUGAGCCCUGCUCCUCGUCAGUCUCUUGAAGGCCGCAAGUCUCCCCUACUUAUUGCGCCGGCUUCGUCAUCGUAUAUGCCCGCAACUCUCAGCACUCUCGACGCCUUUGCAUCGAUCAUUGGUAUCAAACUUGAAGCCGCCUAAACGCCUACGCGCCAAGGACGGGGUUUUCGCCCAUAUACCCUUCUCACCUUCCGUCUCUAUCACAUCUCCUGCGAACAUCAAGGCAGCACUUUCACGUAUUCUGAGAGCUGGUUAUGAAUUGGAGGGCUCGAACGAACGUCACCGUGGACCGAAACAAGCCGGGUCUGGUGUUCGCUGCCUCACGCAUGUAAGAAAGGUAUCCUGCCAACGACGCAAGACUUCAAAAGACGAACGAUUCCCAACUUCUCCAAGCUAUAGAAAGCUAUCCAUACCAAAUUGGACGAACAGUUCAAUUUGAUCUGCCCCCUCUCAUUCGAGCCCAAGGACCAGCAUGAAUCAGCGAGGAUCGUGAUUUGGAGGGAAGGCUGAGAAUGGAAUGCCAUCACCUCGGCUGGUAUGUGCGGUGGAGAGGAUGAAGAGGGACUAGCCGAAUCAUCGAAUCGCUAAUUCAGGGGGGGGUGCACGACAGGUAUCGAUCACCUACCUGUACACCCUCUGAAGAAUCGACCGAGGAGAUCCCCAGGCCCAUGGCGAUGACCGAGAAGAAGCAUGCUGCAAGUCAACGACAAAGUGUUCAGGCUUUCAGUUCUAGUCCUCACCCAACCCGCUCCCAAGGCUUCCCUUCCAAUGCCGACUCCGAUGCAGGGCACCCGCCGGGCCAAAGUGUCCCGUUCACCAGCGACGGCCAUACUUCACAGAAAGAUGUUAGCCAUUGGCUAUUUCGGUCCAGCUCUCCACUCCUCACGACUUCCCUUCGCCCGAGACAAACGGGUCACCCCUUCCCAAACUUUUUCCUCUCCCUUCGCCAACACCGAGGUCGUCUUGAAAGGAUCUGUGCGGCCGGGGUCGGCCGACGUGAAGGAGGGACCGACGAGGGCAACCAGUCAUUCUGGUUCGCGCACCAGGUCUAGGGAGUUGCCGCGGGUGUUGGCGAAGAGCCGGAGCCCUGGGAACAAGUCGGAAAGCUAUUGUGAGAGCAACAGUGCAGGCGGCUGCGAUCCUUUGGCCUUUAUCGAGAUUUUGCGCAACAACACCAAGUCUCGGAGCAGAGCUGUUUCAGGGUCGUUGAGGUUAUUUGCAGUUGCGGAUCUUGGGCGGUGUAUCGUUGAGAGAGGUAGACGGACCAUCUUCAAUUUCUGGUCCCCCGACGCUGAACCUCCCGAAUCCUCCGCGUGGUCAUCCUACCUCGGCCUCCCGAAUCCCCUCCUCAUCCUCCUCGCCGAAAUCGUCAACCUCGCCGCCGACCUCUCCUCCUCCUCCUCCGCAUCUAUCAAAGCACAAGCCGGCGAGCUCGAGACAGCUAUCAGGACGUGGAAAGCGCCCGGGAUAAGGCUUCAGGGCGCUGGCGCAGAGGAGGGCGGGGUGGGCGUGGGCAGGGUGGUGGUGGGCGAGAUUUGGAGGUUGACGUGUUUGGUGUUGCUGUACCAGUCUGUUCAUCGGGUUGGGGGGCUGCAUCCUACGCUACGGCAUGCCCGAUCAGAUAUCCUCUCGCUGCUCGACGCGCUCGUGCCUCUCCCGCGGGGCGACCUCGCUUCGUCUACCGCCCUCCCUGCGUUCCUCCCGGCGACACUGUGUAUUACAAAACAGGACCGCGAGCGCGCGAUGAGGCAUCUGUUGAGGGCCGUGCCGGAGAAGGUGUGGUUGGAUAAUGUGGCAGUGGUGGAUAAGGUUUGGGAGGAGUUGGAUGGGAGUGGGGUGUUGUCGGAUUGGUAGUGGAUGAUGAACAAGGAGGGGAUGUGCGUUGCGUUUUUCUAUGGAGUAGUGCUGUAUGUUGGUAUGUGGCGCGUACAUGGCGGUUGGUGUUACUUAUACAGAUAGUAUGUAAUAUAGUAUCAUGCCUUCCA